Molecule: messenger RNA, 444 nt
Organism: Penicillium digitatum Pd1
Lineage: Eukaryota; Fungi; Ascomycota; Eurotiomycetes; Eurotiales; Aspergillaceae
Source: RefSeq, a predicted model, not a curated record
AUGACACUGCAGCAGACAGAAAUGGCUUUGGGAAUUCAAGGGGCCAAGGGACCUCAGCCUUGGAUGAUCUCAUACAUUUUCUUUGCUCUCCCGGCAGAUUUUGAAACAGAUCGUUGUCUAGAACAAUACGACACGUUGACCAAGCUUGGAGUUAACAAUGAGGCCAAGUCGCGUUGUCGCAUUGACGCAUUGAUAUUCGUCGUAUAUCGAAGUUUGUUGGAGCAAGGCCUAGUUCCAAGCACCGGAGACAGUAGAGCCACUCUCUCCUUUGAGACUCCAUUCAAGUGGAGUCCCGUGCUCAUUGACGGAAUUCCAUACACAUGCACUGGAAACGUUGACUAUGCUGUCCUUCUCGGAUACAGAAAUCAUAUGGCUUGUCAUCUGGCAGCACUAGAGGCCCAAAAGCGUGAUGGUUUGGCUGGAACUGGACAAUUGUUGGCUUAG